UCGCUGGCCGCGCUGUUGACAGUCGGAGAGACACAGAGGGGCGCAGUAUAAAUUAUUGGCGGCUCUUACUCGUUAUUCUCGUCUGGAAGGCGUGCUUUCUUUUUAUUUUACAGUCCAAACCCCCAGGAUUCGGCGUGACGAGACAACAGAAAAUGAGUUCCAUUAACGUGAAAAAGCUGAAAGUGAACGACUUGAAAGACGAGUUGAAAAAGCGGCAGCUCUCCGACAAGGGGCUGAAGGCCGAACUGAUGGACCGGCUGCAGGCCGCACUCGACGAGGAGGCCAAAGCCGGCGGAGGGGUUACCGGGCCUGACGGCGAAGAGAACGGGGCGGAGGAGGCAGGCGGCAGCGAGGAAAUGGGCCAGGAACUGGAAGAAGCAGCCGGCGAAAACAUGGAGGCUGCUGAGGAGGAAGGAGGCGGGGGUGAAGCGGGUGCAAGUACCGCGGCUGCAAGCGCAGAAGCCGACAGGGAAGGGCAGGAGUUUAUCGAUGAUGAGAUGGGAGAGAGAGGAGGCGAGGAAGAUGAAGACGCCGGUGCUGAAAUGGAUAAGUUCGACGACGAUGAGGAUGUUGGGAUCGAGGUGGACAAGUUUGACGAUGAAGACGAUGGCCCCGGAUCACAGUCUACCGAAGAAGAAUCUGGGAAAGAUCAGAAAGCUGACCAGAACAAGAAAGGGGUAAAACGACGCCGGGAAGAGCAUGGAAGAGGCUAUUUUGAAUUUAUUGAAGAAAACAAAUAUAGCAGGGCCAAGUCUCCCCAGCCACCUCUUGAGGAGGAAGAUGAAGAGUUUGAUGAUACAACAGUUUGCCUUGACACCUAUAACAGUGACCUUCACUUCAAAGUCUCAAGAGAUCGGUACAGCGCAUCCUCUUUGACCAUGGAGAGCUUUGCCUAUCUCUGGGCUGGAGGAAGAGGUUCCUACGGAGUUACAAAAGGAAAAGCCUGCUUUGAAAUGAAGUUUACAGAGAAAAUUCCAGUGAAACAUGUGUCAAGCAAGGGGAUUGAAAUUCAUGAAGUGCAGGUUGGCUGGUCUCUGCAAAAUGGCAGCUUGCUGCUUGGCGAGGAAGAGUUUUCCUAUGCAUAUUCAGCAAAGGGAAAGAAGACCACUGACUGUGUCACAGAGGACUUUGGGGAGACGUAUGAUGAAGAGGAUGUUAUCGGUUGCUUUAUUAAUUUUGAAGGUGAGGAAGUGGAGCUCUCCUAUUCCAAGAACGGACAGGAUCUUGGAGUUGCAUUCAAAGUCGGCAAAGAAGCCCUUGCUGAAAGGGCCUUGUUCCCUCAUGUUCUGUGCCACAACUGUGCAGUAGAUUUUAACUUUGGGCAGCUAGAGACGCCAUACUUCCCUGUCCCUGAGGGGUACACCUUCCUUCAGAAGAUCCCAGUAGAGGAGCGAGUGCGUGGUCCAAAGGGGCCUGAAACAAAACAGGAGUGUGAGGUUAUCGUGAUGGUCGGCCUGCCUGGCGCUGGAAAGACGGCCUGGGUCACAAAGCACACAGAGGAGAACCCUGGGAAGUACAAUGUUCUCGGCACAAACACAAUCCUAGAGAAAAUGAUGAUUUCAAGUUUGAAACGGCAGAUGAUGGACACUGGAAAGCUUACUGCAAUUUCUCAACGUGCUCCCCUGUUUCUGGGUAAAUUCAUUGAGAUUGCAGCCCGCAAGAAGCGCAACUACAUUCUGGAUCAGACUAAUGUAUCGGCUCCAGCACAGAGACGGAAGAUGUGCCUGUUUGCUGGCUUCCAGCGCAAGGCAGUUGUGGUCUGUCCGUCCGAUGAAGACUACAAACAGCGAACACAGAAAAAAGCAGAAUCAGAUGGCAAAGACCUGCCUGAGCAUGCAGUGCUGAAAAUGAAAGGUAUUUAUACACUGCCAGAGGAGGGGGAGUGUUUUAAUGAAGUCAGUUACGUAGAGCUGCAGAAGGAGGAGGCAAAGAAACUCUUGGAACAGUACAAGGAGGAGAGCAAAACAACACUGCCACCAGAGAAGAAGCAAAACCAGGGAGGACCUGUCAAGAAAGGGGGAAACCGGGGGAGAGGGGUGAAGAACCAGUUCAACAGAGGUGGUGGAGGAGGGCAAGGACCGAGGGGAGGCCGCGGGGGAUUCCAGAACCACCGGGGCAACUUCAGAGGAGUUCCAGGAAACCGUGGUGGAUUCAACAGGCCCCCCAGAGGGUUUCUUCCUCCCCCUGCUUUCAGGGGGGGCUUUCCUAACCGUGGAAACUUCAACAGGGGUGGAGGCAUGCCCAGCCGAGGAGGACCACCAAGGGGCAACAUGAACAGAGGAGGGGGUGCAAUGAGCAGGGGCAACAGCAACCGAGGGGGGGCAAACCGAGGCAACUUUACCCAGAAAUUCCGAGGCAGAGGUGGAAACAGCCGUGGCUUCAAGAAUGGAAACUACAACAUGGACAAGGCUCAGGCCUUCAAUCAGAGCUGGCAGCAAGGGUUCUGGAGUCAGAAGCCCUGGAGUCAGCAAUACCACCCAGGAUAUUACUAAAUGCUGCAAUGGACUGAUGCUGCAGCAGGCUCGCUCAGCAAACCUUCAGAUUUUUUUUUUUUUAUUUAGUCUCACUUUUAAAACAAAAUACAGAAAAGAAGAGAAAACAUUCCACAAUGAGAAGUGCCUGUGGGUUCUCUUGGAAGCUUUAUGGGUUCAUUUUGACUUAUUUUUGUAAAUUUUUUAAUUGCGAUGCUUUAACGUGUAAUGUAAGGAACCCCGGCAUUGUGCAAGAUGGGAUGUUUUAGUAUUUCAGGGUUUUGCAUUUUAUCUGUAAAAUGUGAUUUUUACUCCAGUAAAAUGACCAGAUUCUUUGUUGCGUAGUACCAGUUGUCUUUAUUCUAGUGUUUUAACUUUCACAUCUAAUCGGGAGGAAUAGGAUCCUUUUAGAAGCAUGUAGCCACGUGUGUAGUCGUAUCAUAGUCCUGCAGCAUUGUUUAGAGUUCUGAACUAACAGGUGAAGCUUUGACAGUUACGUUGUGUUGACAAAAAAAAAAGCUUCAUUUGUUGGGUAAGAUGACAUCCACUUGUAAACAAAUAACUAGGUUUACAAUAAAGGGUUCUUUUUUUUUUUGCCUUUUUUUUUUUUGCUUUUUUCCUUGUAUUGCUUGUGUGUGUGUUUCACAAUCACAUCCAAAGGAUUAGUUGUUUCUUUUGAAUGUGACCUGGAAACCUGUGUUGUGAGGGAACAUCUACCCUUGUUAGUUAGCUUGAUUUCUGUUUGAAUUGCAAUGUGGGCAGAAAGCAAAACUGCAACUUGUGUUAACUUAAUAUAAUCUGAACUAUUGUGUCUGGUGGUCCCUUUUUAAAUGUAACUACUGGGGAGCACUAUAGAAUAGAAACUACUGUGGUCUAAACCCACUCUUCCUCCACUUGAGACCCAUUUUAUCUUCCCUUCACAAGCAUAGAUGGAUGGAGCAGCCCACAACAUCUGUGAAGCCCAGAUUGUUACAGAUCCAUUCCAGAAGGGCGUCCCAUCAGGGGAGAGGUCUAGGUGGAGUGGGGAGCACUUUUUAAUGCUAUUCUUAGUUUUUAAAGCCUAUUUGAAGUUUAAUUUCACAGGACAAGGUAUGGCUCCAUGCAUUUGUUUGGGUUCACUCAUUGAAGUGGAAAGUUACUUGAAAUUUUAUAAAAUAAAGCCUUUUAAAUAAAAUGUGUCAAUCAAGUA
Polyodon spathula (Mississippi paddlefish) is the source of this 3660-nucleotide messenger RNA. Its product is annotated as heterogeneous nuclear ribonucleoprotein U-like. NCBI's taxonomy places the organism in Eukaryota, Metazoa, Chordata, Actinopteri, Acipenseriformes, Polyodontidae. The record is from RefSeq and is a predicted model, not a curated record. Gene Ontology annotation, molecular function: snRNA binding; promoter-specific chromatin binding; ribonucleoprotein complex binding. Gene Ontology annotation, biological process: negative regulation of telomere maintenance via telomerase; regulation of alternative mRNA splicing, via spliceosome; negative regulation of transcription by RNA polymerase II. The coding region runs from base 153 to 2492 and encodes 779 amino acids. Gene Ontology annotation, cellular component: kinetochore; nuclear matrix; inactive sex chromosome. The transcript is spliced from 14 exons.